CAACAUCGACCCGGAGAUCGUGGAGCGGAUGGACGCCGAGGUGCGGGCGCUGACGGGCGUGGCGCUGGAGGACCUGCUCAACCCAUCCAAGGUGGUCAACCUCGAGCGCGAGCGCAUCCUCACUGAGGCUGAGCUCGGCGCGGCAGCAGACGGCGCGGAGAGGGCCGAGCUGCAGGAGAAACUCGAUAAGAUCGAGACGCGGCUGGCUGCGGAGAAGCGGACGGUGUUCCGCGGCUGGCUCAAGAACCUCUUCAUCGGCCAGUCUCUCCUCGCGAUCGCCAUCUCGGGCCUGAUGGUCUACGACGCCAUCCCGGGCGUGCAGCUGGACCUCUCUCUGCGGGCACUCGGCUUCUGGUCUUACUGGCUCUUUGUCAUCCCCUCGCUCCGCGCCCGCCGCCCCCGCGGCUGGGAAAAGCGCGCCCUCAACCUCGCCUUCCUCGGCUCCCCGCUCCUCACGCUCGGGAUGCCAUUCCUGACCAAGGAGCCCUCCCUCAUCUGGUGCGCCAACCUCGCACUGCUCCUCGGCUGCUACGCCUACGGCCUCGCCGCGGGAGACGGCGACGGCGAGGUCGACAGCUUCAGCGGCCCGCUGCGCUGGCUCGACUUCGGCUCGGGGCAGGAGCGUGGCGUGCGCGGCGCGGCGCGAGAGAGGCUGCUCGCGAGGGACGAGGUGGCGAGCCGCAAAGCGGCGGAGCCCGCGGCCGGGGUGGGCUCGAGCAAUGCUGCGGACGAGUGAGGCGUGUGAGAC
Molecule: messenger RNA, 748 nt
Organism: Emiliania huxleyi CCMP1516
Lineage: Eukaryota; Haptophyta; Isochrysidales; Noelaerhabdaceae
Exons: 5
Coding region: 29-736 (235 amino acids)
Biological process (GO): defense response
Cellular component (GO): chloroplast
Source: RefSeq, a predicted model, not a curated record